ACUUCCAAUGAUGUCGAGCCGAUUACUCGGCUCAGGAACGAAGUCGAAUUGGAUCACGUGAGGCUGACGCCACAUGUGGCUCGUGGGUGUUAGACGUACUGUGGCUUGUGCCUUCCUCCAGCAGAUCGCCGCCCCGCCAUGAGUGGUCUGUGCACCAGCAGUAACAGCUUCACCAAGCGCAAUCCGUCAUCAGGCUGCUGGCCAGCCGCGUCAAGCUCAACUACCACAAAUUUCAACAAACCACACAACACCCGCCCAGUCUCCGAUCACCAAUCGAAAGUCUUCUCCGUCUCUCUGUAUCAGGACUCCUACAUUCGAACGGAAAGCAAAUUCCCCUGCGGCUUAGCAUCGCCGUAAUUGAUCCAAGAUGAGCGCCGAUGCCAUCGCCGACUUCCUCGCCGAGCAGCGCGACGAAGCUCCGGAGGAGCUACAGCCUCUAGUCCUUGACUUUGAGAACUACUGGGAGAGGAAACUCUGGCAUCAACUCACAGACGCCCUCGUUGAGUUCUUCAACCACCCCGGAAGUGCGCCGCAACGCCUGCCCUUCUACAAGACCUUCAUCCUCAAGUUCGCCGACAAGAUCAACCAGCUCAAGCUGGUGCAGCUUGCCCUCAAGGCAGCACAACAAUGCAAAGAUGAUAACGAGCGACUCGAGUUCCUACAAUCGGUUGCGAAGAAGGUGGACAACAAGAACUCACAGGACGCUCUUGUGUAUGCAUCUGUUGCAGUAGCCCGCACGCGACUUGGUCUAAACGACUUGGAGAACGCCAGGAAGGACCUUGACGAGGCAGAGCAGAAGCUCGACUCUCUCGACUCUGUGGAGGCGAUCGUACACGCUGCGUUCUACGAUGCGAAUGCGACUUACUACCAGCGCAAGAAUGACUUUGCCAACUACUACCGCACCGCCCUCCUCUACCUCGCCUGCGUCGACCUCACAGCUGUGCCCGAGCAGGAACGUUUCAAGAGAGCAUACUUCCUCAGCGUGUCAGCACUCGUGUCGAACAGUAUCUACAACUUUGGCGAGCUCCUUCUGCACCCGAUCCUUGACGCCCUAGCUAAGAGCGAGGACGACUCGUGGCUCAGGGACCUGCUCUUUGCGUUCAACCGGGGCGACCUUGCCGCCUACGACGUGCUGUCGGAUCAUAUCUCUGAGAAUAGGCUGCUCAGCGAACACGCCACACACUUGAAACAGAAGAUCUACCUGGCCGCGUUGACAGAGGCUGUCUUCCGUCGGCCACCGCACGAUCGUGCCAUGACCUUUACCACAAUUGCGGAGGAGACCAAGGUCAGCCCGGGGGAGAUUGAGCAUCUUAUUAUGAAGGCUCUCAGCUUGGGUCUGCUUCGGGGAACGAUCGAUCAGGUGGACGAGGUGGCGCACAUCACAUGGGUCCAACCCAAGGUUCUUGACAUGAAGCAGGUUGCUAACCUACGGCAACGUCUGCUCGACUGGGACGCCAGUGUCAACCAGCUGGGGAACUGGAUCGAAGGUGCUGGCAAGGACGUCUGGGCCGCUUAAGUCUACAACGAGAGUUGCGCUGCACGCCCUUGACGCAUGUGUAGUACGCUAUGUUAGAUUUUAGACUUAAUCAGCAACCCACGAACGCGCCCUUGAUUCAAAU
Messenger RNA from Emericellopsis atlantica, 1619 nucleotides. Its product is annotated as putative proteasome regulatory particle subunit. Gene Ontology annotation, cellular component: proteasome regulatory particle, lid subcomplex; cytosol; nucleus. Lineage: Eukaryota; Fungi; Ascomycota; Sordariomycetes; Hypocreales; Bionectriaceae. The coding region runs from base 368 to 1516 and encodes 382 amino acids. The transcript is spliced from 3 exons. Gene Ontology annotation, molecular function: structural molecule activity. Gene Ontology annotation, biological process: ubiquitin-dependent protein catabolic process. The record is from RefSeq and is a predicted model, not a curated record.